CUUGACCGUCGCCCGUUUUUUUUUUCUCUUCAUGGAAGGAGCUUCUCGGACGCUACUUGGACCGAGCGGAGGCUCCGGCUGAGGGGAAGGAAGAGCCGCGCUCGGAGCUCGUGGCGCCAAGCCGGAGGCCCCGAAGCGUUGAGGCGGCGGGUUGCAUCUGAACAGAAUAUGAACGGUGACCCUCACCCUUAAAUUUUGGCUUCGUUUCCACUCGGUCUUGUCUGAAAUGGAGUACAGGGCCGAUCUGUUGAAUCCCGAGUGACCGGAUCCCGUAAUGAAAAAUGGAGAAAAAACGGAGAAAGAAAUGAGCCUGAUGAUUAGGCUUCAUCCGGAAAGACUAUGCAGACGAGACUUUUGCUUGGCUCGGACAAAACUUUUAACGCCGUCAACUUAAAGAGCGCUUAAAAGAGCAGCUUUCCCUGAAAUUAAGAGACUGGGGGGGGGGGGGGGGAGGGAGAGAGAAAAAACUGAUUCAUGGAGGAUCACUGUGUGAAUUGAAUCCAUGGAAAUCUGGAAAUGAAACCUCCUCCUUUCCUGACCAUGCGGCUUGCAAACACCUGGUUGUUUCUAACGGCAAUUUUACUCUGCGGCAAACAGCAUCUGGGCACCAGGCUGGGGAACUCCUCUCACGAAAGUCAUUUAUGUCCCGACUGCUCUCAUCUGACCCUGAAGGUGGAAUUCUCCUCAACCGUCGUGGAACACGAAUAUAUCGUGGCGUUCAACGGCUACUUUUCAGCCAAAGCGAGAAGCAAAUUUAUUUCAAGAGCGCUGAAGAGCAGCGAGAUAGAAAACUGGAGGAUUGUGCCCCGCAACAACCCAGCCAGCGAUUACCCCAGUGACUUUGAAGUGAUCCAGAUCCACGAGAAUCAGAAAGUCGGAGUGGAGACCCUUGAAGACCAUCCCAAUAUCAAACGGGUUACGCCACAAAGAAAAGUCUUUCGCUCGCUAAAGUACACCGAGACAGAUUCAGCUACUCCUUGCAAUGAGACCAGAUGGACGCAGAAGUGGCAGUCUUCCCGCCCGCUCCGAAGGGCAAGCUUGUCUCUGGGUUCCGGGUUUUGGCACGCGACGGGCAGGCACUCCAGCAGGCGCUUGCUGAGAGCAAUACCUCGGCAGGUGGCACAGACCCUUCAGGCAGACGUGCUCUGGCAAAUGGGUUUUACAGGAGGCGGUGUAAGAGUGGCUGUCUUCGAUACUGGACUCAGCGAGAAACAUCCACACUUCAAAAAUGUAAAAGAGAGGACAAACUGGACAAACGAGAGAACUUUGGAUGAUGGCCUGGGCCACGGGACCUUUGUCGCAGGCGUGAUAGCUAGCAUGAGAGAGUGCCAAGGAUUUGCUCCAGACUCCGAACUGCACAUAUUCAGGGUCUUCACUAACAAUCAGGUUUCAUAUACAUCUUGGUUUUUGGAUGCUUUUAACUAUGCUAUCUUAAAGAAGAUCGACGUGUUGAACCUUAGCAUUGGAGGCCCAGAUUUUAUGGACCAUCCGUUUGUAGACAAGGUGUGGGAAUUGACAGCCAAUAAUGUUAUCAUGGUCUCUGCUAUUGGAAAUGAUGGUCCUUUGUAUGGCACACUCAAUAAUCCGGCCGACCAAAUGGACGUGAUUGGAGUUGGUGGCAUUGACUUCGAAGAUAAUAUCGCUCGGUUCUCCUCCAGAGGGAUGACCACAUGGGAACUUCCUGGAGGUUAUGGGAGAGUCAAGCCUGAUAUCGUGACUUAUGGCUCUGGUGUGAGAGGAUCUGGCAUGAAGGGGGGUUGCCGCUCACUCUCCGGGACAAGCGUGGCCUCCCCUGUUGUGGCAGGCGCGGUCACGCUUCUAGUAAGCACAGUUCCGAAGCGUGAAAUGGUGAACCCAGCUAGCAUGAAACAGGCUCUGAUCGCUUCAGCACGCCGGCUUCCCGGGGUCAACAUGUUUGAACAAGGGCAUGGCAAACUUGAUCUUCUCAGAGCCUAUCAGAUUCUCAACAAUUACAAGCCCCAGGCCAGCUUGAGUCCAAGUUACAUUGACUUGACGGAAUGCCCUUACAUGUGGCCCUAUUGCUCUCAGCCCAUCUACUACGGAGGCAUGCCCACGAUUGUCAACGUCACCAUCCUGAAUGGAAUGGGAGUCACUGGAAGAAUCAUAGACAAGCCGGAUUGGCAGCCGUACUUGCCACAAAACGGAGAUUACAUUGAGGUGGCCUUCUCCUAUUCUCCUGUUUUAUGGCCCUGGUCAGGGUACCUCGCCAUUUCCAUCUCCGUCGCCAAGAAAGCAGCCGCUUGGGAAGGCAUAGCACAAGGUCACGUCAUGAUCACCAUUUCCUCCCCAGCAGAGAAUGAGUCAAAAGUUGGUGCUGAGCAAACUUCAACCGUGAAACUCCCCGUCAAAGUGAAAAUUGUCCCAACCCCCCCUCGGAAUAAGCGGAUCUUGUGGGAUCAGUAUCACAAUCUUUGCUAUCCACCGGGAUACUUUCCAAGGGAUAAUUUAAGAAUGAAGAAUGAUCCAUUAGAUUGGAAUGGUGACCACAUUCAUACCAACUUCAGAGAUAUGUACCAACAUCUGAGAAGCAUGGGCUAUUUCAUUGAAGUUCUUGGUUCACCAUUUACAUGCUUUGAUGCCAGUCAGUAUGGAACAUUAUUGAUGGUAGACAGCGAGGAAGAGUAUUUCCCAGAAGAAAUAAUCAAGCUGAGAAGGGAUGUUGACAACGGACUGUCGCUCGUGGUGUUCAGCGAUUGGUACAACACCUCCGUGAUGAGGAAGGUCAAGUUUUAUGAUGAAAACACGAGGCAGUGGUGGAUGCCAGAUACCGGAGGAGCAAAUAUUCCAGCGCUAAACGAUCUUCUCUCUGUCUGGGGCAUGGCCUUUAGCGAUGGGCUCUACGAAGGAGACUUUACGUUGGAAAGCCAGGAAAUGAAUUAUGCCUCAGGAUGUAGUAUCGCAAAAUUUCCAGAAGAUGGCGUUGUCAUUGCACAGACUUUUAAGGAUCAAGGUCUGGAGGUUUUAAAGCAAGAGACGGCCACCGUGGAACACGUCCCCAUUUUGGGCCUUUUCCAAGUUCCCACAGAAGGUGGGGGCCGGAUAGUUUUGUACGGGGACUCAAACUGCCUGGACGACAGCCACCGGCAGAAAGAUUGCUUCUGGCUGCUCGAUUCCAUUCUGCAAUAUACGUCCUACGGAGUGAUGCCACCGAGCCUCAGCCAUUCGGAACACAGGCAGCGGCCCCCAACUGGGGCAGGUUAUAUUCUUCCAGAGAGAAUGGAAGGGAACCACCUUCAUCGCUACUCCAAAGUGCUCGAGGCUCAUCUGCGCGACCCGAAACCCCGCUCUCUUCCGGCGUGUCCUCAUUUGUCCUGGGCGAAGCCACAACCUCUGAAUGAAACAGCACCCAGCAACCUUUGGAAACAUCAGAAGUUAUUAUCGAUUGACCUGGAUAAAGUGGCAUUGCCAAGCUUCCACCAGAACCGGCCCCAAGUCAGACCUUUAUCACCGGGAGAGAGUGGAGCAUGGAAUAUUCCAGGAGGAAUCAUGCCCGGACGCUACAAUCAGGACGUGGGAGGGACGAUUCCCGUCUUCGCUUUCCUCGGUGCCAUGGUGGUCCUGGCCUUUUUCGUGGUCCAAAUCAAGUCCAAGAGCAGGCCAAAGAGACGGAAACUUCGAGUCAAACGGCCACAAAUCAUACAGCAAGGCCACCUUCCAAAGACGCCCUCCGUUUGAUUGCUGCAGCCAAAGAUGGAUCGCUUUUUCCCUGACUGCUUUGUGGAAUUGCGAUCGACUGCUGAAGACCGUUGUCCUUGAACCUAGCACCCAUCUCCUUUUGCCUUGGGUGAUUGGCAAGUGAGGUCUCCACGGACGAUCUUCAGAUUUAUAAAAAAACCCACGCUAUUAUUUUUCAGUAGCUGAACUAACCAAAGGCUUAAACGCUAUUUAAGAAGGAGUCAGUUGCUUCUGAGUUUGGCAAGAUCAUCUUCUUCUUUUUUUUUUUUCCUUUUGACAUUGACCAAACCUUUUCAUUAGAGGCUAUUUUCUGUAUUUAUUUUCAGAAGGGACCAGGGGAAGAUUCUCAUCAAGGCUCUUGACUCACGGAUGGCGGCACCAUUUUUUUUUUUUCCCCCUGAAUGGUGUGCCUUUUUUAAAAAUUUUAUGUUCUCUCUUUAUGAAGACAAAUAGAACUCAGGUCAUCCUCCUGUAAGGAUGAGAAAGAAACCGACAGUUUGAACAAAGUAGGAGCAAAUCGGUGUGGCUGAUUUGUCUGAUCAGUGCGGACCUGUAGUCCUUUCAUUUAUUUUUUAUAAAAGCAACUUACCAUGAGGGUUUUGUAAUUCUUCAGCAUGAUUUCACUGUUGCUGGUGGACAAAUUUUUUUUCAAUAAAUAUGCUAUCUCUAUUGAAACGGAAACAACAAA
Molecule: messenger RNA, 4384 nt
Organism: Pantherophis guttatus
Lineage: Eukaryota; Metazoa; Chordata; Lepidosauria; Squamata; Colubridae
Gene: MBTPS1
Product: membrane bound transcription factor peptidase, site 1
Biological process (GO): proteolysis
Cellular component (GO): Golgi apparatus
Molecular function (GO): serine-type endopeptidase activity
Source: RefSeq, a predicted model, not a curated record